Oppia nitens is the source of this 1754-nucleotide messenger RNA. RefSeq names its product cyclin-Q-like. Lineage: Eukaryota; Metazoa; Arthropoda; Arachnida; Sarcoptiformes; Oppiidae. Gene Ontology annotation, cellular component: nucleus. Gene Ontology annotation, molecular function: cyclin-dependent protein serine/threonine kinase regulator activity. The coding region runs from base 215 to 1432 and encodes 405 amino acids. Gene Ontology annotation, biological process: regulation of transcription by RNA polymerase II. The record is from RefSeq and is a predicted model, not a curated record. The transcript has a single exon.
AAUAACAUACUAAUUGAUUGUAUAGUUUGAAAACGUUAUUCAUUUUCAAUGCAAUAGUAUUACAAAUAUUAGCCAAACAAACAUAACAUUGAGGACAUAGCCGAUAGCCGAUCGGUACUAUUCUGGCCAACAAAUCAAAUCCGAUUAGAAGCCAAACACACACACACACACACACACAUAACACACCCGACGGGUUCGACCAGUAACGAAAAAAAUGAGUGGCCAUUCGUCAUCGGACGCUGUCUACCGAUCGGCCAUCAAAGUGCUGGUCACAAGCGGUAUGCAAUUGUCGGCCAACUCGGAAACCAUAUGCCUGGCCUGUCAAUACAUUCACCGAUUUGGCCGUCACUUCGAUUACCGUCACUACGAUCUCUAUCUGAUGGCCGCUGCCUCAGUCUAUCUAUCGAGCAAAGUUACCGAAACUCAUAUCAAGUUGCGGGACAUUAUUCAAACUUUCUACCAGACCGUCCACCACAACACCGGCGGCGGCGGUCAGUCGGAAAUCAAAAACAUUAAACUAUGGCAAAGUUUGAAAGAGUCGAUCAUCGACUGCGAGCUACUAUUGGUACGGAUGUUACGUUUCAAAGUGGACACCAAUUUGCCGCACCGUUAUCUUCAUAAGUAUUUGCGGUCAAUCGGCAAUUUGAUUCGCGACCAACCUAUGGCUGCCCGACUCGAUACAAGCUGUUGGCCAAUAAUGAGAGACUAUUUGUGUUUCGAGUCGCGAUCGCUAGACUGGCGGCCCAAUCAUAUAGCCAUAGCCGUCAUCGAGCUGUCGCUGCGGACACUCGACUACCGGAUCCCAGACAAUGACGAAACACUGCUUCCGUGGAACGAAACGUUUGACGAUCAGUUCAAGAAAGAAGAUAUCGACGAAUUGGUCGAACAGAUACUCGCUGUCAACGAACAGAUGCGGUCAUCGCCGUUGCGGACGACAACAACAACAGCGACGAUCUCUAAUAGCAAAGGUGUCGAUGAAGACAAAAAAGAUGGUAAAAAUAGUGACCGAAAUCGUGGUGGUCGUCAUCGUCUGGGAUCAUCACCCGGUAAUAGUCGUGAACCUAAAUCACGAAGCGCUGACCGAAAAUCACGUAAUAGUGAUCGUAAAUCACGAAGCAGUGACCGAAGCCGCCGAAAAUCACGCGGUAGUCGUGACCGAAAACGCCGUAAAUCAAGCAGCAGUAGUAGUAGUACUAGUGAUAGCAGUAGUAGUAGUAGUAGUAGUAGUAGUAGUAGUGGCACUAGUAGGACACGCAGGACUAAAAACAGCCGCAGAUCACGUAGCCGUAGCCGUGACAGACAUCGACGUCGGCCACUAUCAUCACCCGAUCGACAAUCGUCAUCCAAUCGUUCCCAAUCAUCAUACAAAAAGAGUUCGUACACUAAACGUGAAAUUGUCGACUUUAGGUCAUCAACAUAUGGCCAUCAUUAGAGAUGAACCGGUAAUCAAACAAACAAAUACCGUAAUUGGUUUUUGUUUGAUUGUUUGGUUUUGUAAAAUAAAAUUUCGGUAGAUCUGAGAUCUGAUCUCUCAUUUGUUACACACCCACCCACACACACAAACAUGUGUUAGAUCAGUUAGAUAGAGGAUAGGGUGGUAUAUUAAAAAAAAGCAAACUGAGCUCUAGUUUUUUAUGGCUACCGGUAAUUACCCCGGGUAUUAUUAUUUUUUUACGGUAAGCGUAAAGUUUUGUUUGUUGUUUUGUGUAUAAGAAAUUUGUUAACCGUUUUUUUUUUUGAAAAAUAAAUAAAUG